Magnolia sinica is the source of this 3631-nucleotide messenger RNA. RefSeq names its product pentatricopeptide repeat-containing protein At3g12770-like. The record is from RefSeq and is a predicted model, not a curated record. NCBI's taxonomy places the organism in Eukaryota, Viridiplantae, Streptophyta, Magnoliopsida, Magnoliales, Magnoliaceae. Gene Ontology annotation, molecular function: zinc ion binding; protein binding; RNA binding. The coding region runs from base 631 to 2787 and encodes 718 amino acids. The transcript has a single exon. Gene Ontology annotation, biological process: RNA modification.
UGGCCCUGUAAUGUGUUGAAGUGUUUCCUAUCACCCUUGAAACACAGAUAAAAAUGUGAAUUAGAUGUCCCACCGCACGAACAGACGAGAUCAAUGCUUUGCAAUUGUAGAUUUGUAGGGAACCCAUUGAAGGGGCCCUUCCAGAAAUUCUCAGUGGCGCUGGGCUGAACCCAGGCCAAAGAGGGGGUUUGGAAAUAGUUUUCAACCAGCAAUUGACGCGCCUCGGUUAUAACCUCACUAGCUGCGUCAUUGCCCCAAGCGCAAAGAUGUUUUGUAACCACGUCAUGCCCUCCCUUUUAUAAGUUCUGUGCAUUCUUGUUUCUCUCCUUCUCAACCGAUGUGGGACUUCAUUUAUUUUUUUUAUAAGUGUGGACGACCUGAUGAUCGUUUAAGCUUAGUUUCAUACAGAUGGCAUCUACAUUUUCAGGAUUGCUUGAUGAGCGGUUGUGAUCUGCACGUGUUACUCGUUUCCACGUGAGACGGCGAGUGCAUUUAGCUUCUUCCCUUAGCCGUCGCUAAUCUAAAAUUUAAAAUUGGCAGAGGAUCUUUCACAGUACUCAAGAGAAACCCGCCAUUUUCCCUCACCUCUCUCUCUCUCUCUCUCUCUCUCUCUCUCUCUCUCUCUCUCUCAUGAAUGGCUCUCUUCCUCUCAAAUCUCUCAAACCCAACAGCAAAUUUCUCUCCUCUCGUAUCAAAAUCAAUUCUUUCUACACCCAAAUCCCACAGAACCCUCUCAAAUCCCCUCUCACAUCUCUCCAAUGCGGUGCUCUCUUACAGUCCUUCACCAACUCCAAAUCCUCCCAAAUGGGUAAGCAGCUCCACGCCUACAUGCUCUCUUCAGGUAUUCUCCUCGAAAAUACAUAUCUGUACACCAAACUCUCCGCCAUGUAUGCCAUUUGUGGAAUCAUGACUGAUGCCCGCUUCAUUUUUGAUCAAAUCGUAUUAAAAAACUCAUUUUUAUGGAAUGUUAUGAUUAGAGGCUAUGCUUGUUGUAAUGGAUUUUCAAUGAAUUCGCUUGUUCUGUAUCGAGAGAUGGUGAUUUUUGGGAAAAGGGCAGAUAAUUAUACUUACCCUUUUGUUCUUAAGGCAUGUGGUGAUUUGUCACUUGUUGAAAUCGGUAGGAAAAUCCAUUGUGAGAUUGUGGUUUGUGGGUUUGAGUCGGAUAUUUAUGUGGGCAAUUCCUUGAUUGCGAUGUAUGCGAAAUUCAGUGAUUUGGGUAGUGCACAGAAGUUAUUUGAUAAAAUGCGUGUGAGAGAUUUAACUUCCUGGAACACGAUGGUUUCUGGUUAUGCGAAGAAUGGUGAGCCAGGUGAGGCUUUAUCUGUUUUUUAUCAAAUGGUGAAGAAUGGAGUAAGAGUGGAUUCCUCUAGUCUUCUCGGUGUAUUGUCGGCAUGUGCUGAUGCAGCAGCAUUGAAACAGGCAAAGGAGAUUCAUGGUUAUGUUGUGCGGAAUGGUAUGGAUUUCGAUAGUUUUGUUAGGAAUGCUCUUAUUAAUGUUUACUGCAGUUGUAAUUUUAUAAAGUGUGCAAGGGGAUUGUUUGAGGAGGGAGACAGUAGAGACAUUGUCUCGUGGAAUUCUAUGAUUUCGGGUUAUGCUCGGUGUGGUGAUGCUAUUGAAAGCCUAUGGCUUUUUCGUCAAAUGAAUUUGGAAAACAUGGUACCUGAUAAAGUUACUCUAAUUUCUGUGCUUGGAGCUAGUGAUCAGAUAGCAGCGCUGCAAUUUGGUAGGGGCAUUCAUGCUUGCCUUGCAAAAAAUGGCUUCGUGGUGGAUACGAUUGUGGGGACCUCACUUAUAGACAUGUAUGCCAAGUGUGGUAGUUUAGGCUGUUCGCGUCGAGUUUUCGAUGAGAUGCUAGAGAGGAAUUUGGUUUCUUGGAGUGCUAUGAUUGCAGGUUAUGGGUUUCAUGGGAGAGGAAAGGAGGCCAUUUCCAUUUUUAGCGAAAUGACAGAGUCUGGUGUUAGGCCAGAUGCUGUUAUUUUUACUUCGGUCUUGUCAGCGUGUAGCCAUGCAGGGUUAAUGGAUGAGGGUUGGGCGAUAUUCAACCAAAUGCGGAGCGAGUACUCUAUAAGUCCAAGGAUUGAGCACUAUGCCUGUUUGGUCGAUCUUCUUGGGCGGGCUGGGCGCUUAGAUGAUGCAUAUGAGCUCAUUAAGAAAAUGCAAGUGAAACCUAAUGUAGAUAUCUGGGCCGCACUUCUCUCUGCUUGCCAGGUCCACCGCAAUGUGAGGCUAGCUGAAAUUGCAGCCCAAAAUGCUUUUCUUUUGAAGCCUAAAGGUGUUGGCCUUUAUGUUUCCCUUUCCAACACCUAUGCAGCAGAGAAAAGAUGGGAUGAUGUGGAAACAGUAAGAGCGAGGGUGAGACAAAGGGGACUGAAGAAACCACCAGGCUGCAGCUUUGUUGAAUUGGGGAUGGAAAUUCAUCGGUUUUUAGUGGGAGAUAAGAUGCAUCCGCAAUCAGAGCUUAUAUAUGUCAAGUUAGAAGACUUGAAUCAGAGAUUGAAGGAAGAUGGCUAUGCACCAGAUACUAGCUCUGUGUUUUAUGACGUCGAGGAUGAUUUGAAGGAGAAGAUGUUGUGGGACCACAGUGAGAGACUGGCCAUUGCUUUUUCUCUUAUCAACACAGCCCCAGGGAUGACUAUCAGGAUUACAAAGAACCUCCGGGUGUGUGUCGAUUGCCACGUGGUCACUAAACUCAUCUCCAAGAUUGUCAAUCGAGAAAUUGUCAUGAGGGAUGCACAUCGGUUUCACCACUUCCGUGACGGAUCUUGUUCUUGUGGUGAUUAUUGGUGAAUUUUUCUUCGACACAAAUGGUUACUUUGUGCAAGGAGCUGGAUUUGUUAAUUCCUGUUUGUGAACCUUUUCUGUCUCCUAAUGCGGAACUAGAGAAAUACCAAUGGGACUUGGGUGCUGUGAGAUGGUGGGGUUUUUUCAAGGUCCUCAUGCCAAUGUUGCAAACACGUGCAAGACCUCAGAUGGACUAUUCAUGCAUGUUAGACACAGACUGCUGGUUCUUUUUCUCAAGCAUCACUCCCACACAUGUGACUUCCCAACCCCCAAUCCCUGAUGAAUGGUCCUGAUCUUGCACAUGCGUGUCCCAUUUAUGUAUGCAUGGAACCCCUUGUGGAACCAUCAGAGUCACUGGAGGAUCAAAAGAUUAGCUAAUCGCAAGGUUUAAUACUUCAACUGACCAGGAUACUGUUCUGGUUAAGGUGAAGCAGUAACCUCACGGGCUCCAACCUUGGCAUUGUGUUGACACGGGUGCAUGGAACCCCAUGUGGAAUUAUCAGACUCAGGUCAAAGAUUAGCUAAUCACAAGGUUGUGUACUUAAACCUAUUAGCUAAUCACAAGGUUGAGUACUUAAACCUACCCGGAUACUAUUCUGGUUAAGGUAAAGUGAUAACUUGAUGGGCUCCAUCGACCUUGGCAUCAGAUCAGAGUUUUAAGGUUUGUGCUUGUGUGUGGCUGUUUUUGUGUAAUUUUUUAUUUUAUUUUUUGGGGGUUGGUUGGGCAUACAUUCCUCACUGAAUUUUUUUUUUUGUUCCGGAAUUCAAGUGUACAGUUUGAGAUAUCGCUGGAUAGUGUAAAUAGCAACUUUGCAAGCUAUUGAUUUGAUCUUCUUCUCUUGCUUUAGCA